Messenger RNA from Balaenoptera ricei (Rice's whale), 741 nucleotides. It is a transcript of the gene MMD2, whose product is annotated as monocyte to macrophage differentiation associated 2. The transcript has 7 exons. The coding region runs from base 1 to 741 and encodes 246 amino acids. Gene Ontology annotation, molecular function: pore-forming activity. Gene Ontology annotation, cellular component: membrane. The record is from RefSeq and is a predicted model, not a curated record. NCBI's taxonomy places the organism in Eukaryota, Metazoa, Chordata, Mammalia, Artiodactyla, Balaenopteridae.
AUGUUCGCUCCGCGGCUCCUGGAUUUCCAGAAGACGAAGUACGCGAGGUUCAUGAACCACCGAGUCCCUGCCCACCGGAGGUACCAGCCCACGGAGUACGAGCAUGCCGCCAACUGCGCCACCCAUGCUCUCUGGAUCAUUCCCAGCAUCCUCGGCAGCUCCAACCUCUACUUCCUGUCGGACGAUGACUGGGAGACCAUCUCUGCCUGGAUCUACGGCCUCGGCCUCUGUGGGCUCUUUGUGGUGUCCACCGUGUUCCACACGAUCUCCUGGAAGAAGAGCCACCUCAGGACGGUGGAGCACUGUCUGCACAUGUCCGACCGCAUGGUCAUCUAUUUCUUCAUCGCGGCCUCCUACGCGCCCUGGCUGAACCUUCGCGAGCUGGGCCCCUGGGCCUCCCACAUGCGGUGGCUGGUCUGGAUCAUGGCCUCUGUUGGCACCAUCUAUGUCUUCUUCUUCCAUGAGCGGUACAAGCUCGUGGAGCUGCUCUGCUACGUCGUCAUGGGCUUCUUCCCCGCCCUGGUCAUCCUUUCCAUGCCCAACACCGAGGGCAUCUGGGAGCUGGUGACCGGAGGGGUCUUCUACUGCUUGGGCAUGGUGUUCUUCAAGAGUGACGGGAGGAUCCCCUUUGCCCACGCCAUCUGGCAUCUCUUUGUGGCAUUUGGUGCUGGUACCCACUACUAUGCCAUCUGGAGGUACCUGUAUCUGCCCAGCACCCUGCAGGCCAAGGUGUCCAAAUGA